This is a messenger RNA of Cavia porcellus (domestic guinea pig), 2192 nucleotides long. RefSeq names its product peptidoglycan recognition protein 2 (gene Pglyrp2). The transcript is spliced from 6 exons. NCBI's taxonomy places the organism in Eukaryota, Metazoa, Chordata, Mammalia, Rodentia, Caviidae. The coding region runs from base 328 to 1935 and encodes 535 amino acids. Gene Ontology annotation, biological process: defense response to Gram-positive bacterium; detection of bacterium; peptidoglycan catabolic process. The record is from RefSeq and is a predicted model, not a curated record. Gene Ontology annotation, molecular function: peptidoglycan binding; peptidoglycan immune receptor activity; zinc ion binding.
CGCUGGGUGAAGAAUCCCUGACUGACAGCUGAGAGGGUCCUCAGUGUGGCUUCCUGGGGAGUCCCAGGCCUGGUCACUCUGGGCUUCCUCAGGCCCGACUCAUCCUAAGCCCAGGCCCAAGGGUCUCUGGGAAACUCCACCAGGUGGGUGGUGCAGAGAAGCCUCCCGGGGCCGCCUCCUGAACCUUGAAUAAAGGAGAGACCGGCCGUUCAGUAGGACUCAGCCACAAGCACCCAGGGAAGUGGAGGCACCCUCGCUGUCACCCGAGGAGCUCUCCCACCUGUCCCCUUCCAGCAGGGCCCGGGUCCUGGCUGAGGCCAACCCGAGAUGUCUGCUGGACUCUGGAGCCCCAGGAUGGCCCCGAGCAGUGUCCUCUGCAUCCUGCUCGGCUUGCUGAUGUGGCCGGAGCCUGGAACAGCCUCUUUGCCCCUGGUUAUGGACUCUGUCAUCCGGGUCCUGGCUGAGCUGGAGCAGAAGUUGCCAGGGACCCAGGUCAACGAAAGCGCUUCUGCGUGGCUUCUGUCUGCCCAGAACUCUGGGCCCCUCCAUCCCCUCCACCACCUCCUGUUGCAGGCGCCCAGCCUCAAGGUCACCAAGCUGGACCCCCCGCCUCUGAGCCCAGAGCUUCGAGACCUGGCUGAGGAGGUGGCCCGACAUGAAAUACAGGCUGGGCGCGAGUACGGGGUGGUGCUGGCACCCGACGGCUCCACCGUGGCUGUGAAGCCUCUGCUGGCGGGACUGACGGCCGGGCUACAGGUUCGUAGGGGUUUAGCCCUAACCUUGCCCUUGGAGAGCCAGGCCAGCCCUCCGGAUGCUGGCGCCACCUCCCCUGGACCCACGGGGGCUUCUCCAGAUAUCCCCCCUACGGAUGCCGGAGCCACCUUACCCAAAGGCCAACCCAGAUCGCUCAGCGCCAGGGACAGCUUCCUGGCCAUCACCCUGGCUGCAGAUCUGGGCCUGGACUUCCUGCAGAGUCCCCGGAACCAGAGCCUGCCAGGCCUGGGGACUGAGGGCUGCUGGGACCAGCUCUCUGCCCCCCAGGAGUUCACACUGCUGGACCCCAAGGCAUCCGGGCUGACCAUGGCCUUCCUCAAUGGAGCCCUGGAUGGAGCCCUCCUUGCAGACUACCUGAGCACGGUCCCUGAGCCCCGGCCACCCCUCAGCCGCUUGCUCAGUGAGUACUACGGCGCUGGGGUGGCUGAAGACCCCAAGUUUCGCAGCAACUUCCGGCGGCAGAAGGGAGCUGCUCUGACCUCGGCCCCCAGCCUGGCCCAGCUGGUACUGGGGACUCUUGUGCUGCUACAGAAUGUGGAGCCAGGACCACCACAGCUGCAUAACAUCAGCCAAGACCACCUGGCCCAGGUGGCCGCCCAGGCUGCCAAGGAGUUUGUGGAGGCCUUCCUGGGGUGCCCGGCCAUCCACCCCCGCUGCCGCUGGGAGGCCGCGCCCUACCGGGGCAACCCCGCGCCCCUGAAGCUGCCGCUCGGGUUCCUGUACGUGCAUCACACGUUCGAGCCGGCGCUGCCUUGCACUACCUUCAAACGCUGCGCCGCCGACAUGCGCUCCAUGCAGCGUUUCCACCAGGGAGAGCGCCACUGGAGCGACAUCGGCUACAGUUUCGUCGUGGGCUCCGAUGGCUACGUGUAUGAGGGCCGCGGCUGGCACUGGGUGGGCGCGCACACGUUCGGCUACAACUCCCACGGCUUCGGUGUGGCCAUCGUGGGCGACUUCUCCAAGACCUUACCCAGUAAGGAGGUGCUGCGCACGGUCAGCCAUGUGCUCCCCAGCUGCGCUGUGCGGGCCGGGCUCCUCCGGGGCGACUACGGCGUGCUGGGCCACCGCCAGCUGGUUCGCACCACCGAGUGUCCGGGCGACGCGCUCUUCCUCCAGCUGCGCACCUGGCCUCACUUCUCUGAGUCCAAGGCUACAAACUAAGAACCUCGAGGAGGACACUGCCAGUCUUCCAGCAGCUGCGAGACUCCAGUAAAGUCACCAAAGAAAGAAAAAUCUCUGGUCUCACGAGAUCUGUGUUUGUGGCCAUUGUUUGAGUUUGGAUUCAUCCAGAAGCAGACCUGAGAGAAAACAUCCCAUAAUAAGAGGCCGUGGGUGCGGCUCAGGGGUAGAGCCCGGCAGGCUUGAGGCACUGGCUUCUGUCUCCAGCACCACAAAAAUAAAAAAUAUUCACAAAUAAA